Daktulosphaira vitifoliae (grape phylloxera) is the source of this 768-nucleotide messenger RNA. RefSeq lists its product as uncharacterized. Bases 1 to 768 code for a protein of 255 amino acids. The transcript is spliced from 3 exons. Gene Ontology annotation, molecular function: DNA-directed DNA polymerase activity; DNA binding; nucleotide binding. Gene Ontology annotation, biological process: DNA replication. NCBI's taxonomy places the organism in Eukaryota, Metazoa, Arthropoda, Insecta, Hemiptera, Phylloxeridae. The record is from RefSeq and is a predicted model, not a curated record.
AUGUUCAGCAAGACCAUAAAUGAUUAUUUUCGUAUCCGGUUCAUAGAUUCUUACAGGUUUCUGCAAGCAAGUUUAUCUAAGAUGACCGCCACAUUGUCGACACCGGAUUUCGUGCAUACACACAAAGUGUUUGAAUCGCUGGAGUUGGUCAACCGAAAAUCUGUUUUUCCGUACGAGUACGUCGACUAUUGGGAGAGGCUCGAAGAAACACAAUUGCCGCCCCGUGACCAGUUUUACAGCUCGAUCACGCAUCAGACGGUGUCCGAGGAAGACUACGAACACAGUAAAAAAAUGUGGCAACACUUCAACUGCAACACUCUCGGUGAUUACAGCGACAAGUAUUUACUUGUUGACGAAAUGAUACUGGCCGAUGUGUUUGAAAAAUUUCGAAAAGAAUGUCUGACAAAUUAUAAACUCGAUCCCGCGCAUUAUUUUUCGUGUCCGGCAUUAUCGUUCGACUUAAUGUUGAAGUACACGGACGCAUACAUUGAACUAUUGACGGACCCGGAUAUGUUGUUGAUGUUCGAAAUGGGUAUACGCGGAGGUUUAACACAAGUUAAUCAGCGGUAUGCUCGAGCAAACCACCCAGAUGUUCCCGACUACAACCCCGACUUGCCUCACAAAUACCUUCAGUAUUUGGACGCUACUAAUUUUUACGGGACAGCCAUGAUGGAACCUAUUCCGUUUGGGUAUUUUGAGUGGUCGACGGCAACACUGGAAGAAGUACUGAACACCCCCGACGACGGUGAUUACGAGGGUGCGGAUUAG